This is a messenger RNA of Vicugna pacos (alpaca), 4985 nucleotides long. NCBI's taxonomy places the organism in Eukaryota, Metazoa, Chordata, Mammalia, Artiodactyla, Camelidae. The record is from RefSeq and is a predicted model, not a curated record.
GGUCUUUUCGCCGCAGAAACGCUUCGGACCCUCGUUGGCCACCGUAGGGCGGUGAUGGGGGAAGCGGACCAAGUUCAGCGAAGUAAGUUCAGGCGCCGGCCGGUAGAGAAGGUCCCUGGAAGUAGUCAGGUCACUAGAAGUUGUGGAAUAUAGUUUUCUGUGCUGUACAGUAGAAACCUGUCAUUUAUCCCACACAUAAUCGUUAGCAUCUGCAGAUCUCCAGCUCCUGCAUUUUGGAGGUCUCCCGGUUUGCAGCCAUUUCCCAAAGUUGGAAGAAAAUGAUCCAAGCCCAGGAAUCCCUGACAUAUGACGAUGUGGCUAUGAAGUUCACGUGGGAGGAGUGGCAGCUCCUGGCCCCGGAUCAGAAGGUCCUGUACCGGGACGUGAUGCUGGAGAACUACAGCCACCUGGUGUCUGUGGGGUAUCAAGCCAGCAAACCAGACACGCUCUCCAGGUUGGAACGAGGGGAAGAGUUGUGGACCAUAGAAGCUGAAAUCCACCGUCGAGUCCAUGCAGGUAGGUGGGUGAGAAGUUGUGCUCUGGUCAGCAGAGAAGGCGUCAGAGCCGUGACAGUCUCUGAGGAAACACGAACAACACCACCACGUACCUCUCUUCCCAGGUCAUUACCAGGUAUUGAAUAUAGUUCCCUGGGCUUCAUCGGAGGGCCUUGUUAUAUUAUAGAGCUUGAAUCUCUAGCUCCCUUUUCUCCCAGAGAAAUCAGGAAUGUGGAUGACUCUCCACAGCCUCACUUGCAAAAUCAAAGCACUCAAAAGAGUGGGGAACUUGGCUGUGAACUUAAGACGCCUGCAGCUGUCGUUGAUCAGAGCAAAAGUCAUUUACUGCUAAAGCAAAAUCAUGGUGUGUUUGACCUCAGGGAAACACUUUUAAAAUCAGAUUCAAAUUUUGAAAACCAGAACAGAAGCUGUCAAUUAAAGAGCUCUGCUGAGUUUCAUGGAGACAGGAAAUGCCUUCUCCAUGCUAACCAUGAGCAGUCUUGUCCUGAAACUAAAUUGUCCGUGUUCCAACAUGGCCGCCCCCAGGCCGCGGCGACCUGGGUGCGGACAUAUUGCCGCUCAAAGAAACGCCGGAAGGGGCCUCCGCGUUUCUUCAAACGCUUCAGGCCCUCGUCGGCCCCCGCUGGAGAACGUCAGAGGAGGAAGUUACAGGAUUUAGUAUCAGCAUUUCGGAGGACACGCUUGACUGAAGACGUUUCAGAACAGAAAUUCAGAGCAGAUCCAGAAGACACAAGGACAGAGCCUGCCCAUCGCCAGGAAUCCCUGACAUUUGAUGAUGUGGCCGUGGACUUCACGUGGGAGGAGUGGCAGCUCCUGGUUCCUGCCCAGAAGGCCCUGUACCGGGACGUGAUGCUGGAGAACUACAGCCACCUGGUGUCCGUGGGUUAUCAAGCCAGCACCCCAGGCGUACUUUCCGAGUUGGACCAAGAACGACCAUGGAUGAUGGAAGACGAAGUUCACUGCCAAGCCAGUUCAGAAAUCUGGAAAGUUGACGAUCACCUGCUGGAGCACUUACAAAAUGAGAGCACGGAGAAGAGACCAGAACAACGGCAUGAACACUGUCCACUGGAAAAUUCUGUUCUUCAGAGCGGAACUCAUUUUCUGUUCAGGCAAAAUCAAAUGUUUGAUUUACACAGAAAAAGUCUGAAAUCACAUUUAACUUUACUUCACCAAAGAAGGAGCUAUGAGAUGAACCCAGCUGAGGUUAUUGGAGAUGGGAAAUCCUGUCUCCAUGCCAACAGUGAACAAUUUCAUACUGAAAUUCAGUUUCCCAAAAGCCAGAAACUUAUCAGCACUAAAUCCCAAUUCAUCAGGCAUCAGAAAACUCAAAAAAUAGAGAGGCCUCACGUGUGUGGUGAAUGUGGGAAAGCUUUCAUCAAGAAGUCCUGGCUCACUGAUCAUCAGAUAAUUCACACGGGAGAGAAGCCCCAUCGAUGUAACCUGUGUGGGAAAGCCUUCUCCAGAAAGUUCAUGCUCACCGAACAUCAAAGAACCCACACAGGAGAAAAGCCUUACGAAUGCACGGAGUGUGGCAAAGCCUUUCUCAAGAAAUCAAGGCUCAAUAUCCAUCAGAAAACCCACACGGGAGAGAAACCGUAUGUGUGCAGUGACUGUGGGAAAGGCUUCAUCCAGAAGGGCAAUCUCAUUGUACAUCAGCGGAUUCACACAGGCGAGAAACCUUACAUAUGCACUGAAUGUGGAAAAGGCUUCAUCCAGAAGACAUGCCUCAUAGCCCAUCAGAGAUUUCACACAGGAAAGACUCCUUUUGUGUGUAGUCAAUGUGGAAAAUCCUGUUCCCAGAAGUCAGGUCUCAUUAAACAUCAAAGAAUUCACACAGGAGAGAAACCCUUUGAAUGCAGCGACUGUGGGAAAGCCUUCACAACAAAGCAAAAGCUCAUUGUCCAUCAAAGGACUCACACGGGAGAGAGACCCUAUAUCUGCAGUGAGUGUGGGAAAGCUUUUGCCUACAUGUCUUGCCUGGUUAAACAUAAGAGAAUACACACAAGAGAGAAACGUGGAGAUACAGUCAAGGUGGAAAAUCCUUCCACAGAGAGUCCCAGCUCCUCACAGAGUAGUGAGCCCGUGCAGGAGAAAAACGUUAAUACGGUGACAGCGCGGGUGCCUUCUGCGGCCCCUCAGACACCCGUAAACCUCAGCGAGCUCCUGGCAAACAGGAACGUAGUCCUAGUGGGACAGCCUGUGGCCAGAUGUGCACCCGCAGGAGAUAACAGAGGGUUUGCCCCGGAGAGAAGCCUUAUGAAUGCAGUGAAUGUGGUCGUGCCUUCAGUCGUCAAUUAUGUCUUAUUUUAUGUCACAGAAAACCAGUGUAGCAGCGACCUGGACGCGGACAUAUUGCCUCCCAAGGACACACCGGAAAUCCGGUCUCCGCGUUUCCUCAAACACCGCAGGUCCACUUCGGCCGCCGUAGACAGAGCCACCCCACUUCAGCUUCAUGGAGUAAAGGAACACCCCCACUACGGUCAGAGUCUUAGGCUUUUUGGCCAAAGGUAUAAAAUCUUCUGGGACACCAAGCAUUUCUGGGGACAUGCUCAAUUAAAGACAGAUUUCAGAACAGAAAUUCAAAGCAGAUCCAGGAGACACAAGGACAGAGCCUGCGCAUCGCCAGGUAUUUUCGGAGAACGGAAGGAAAUGAUCCAGGCCCAGGAAUCCCUGACAUUUGACGAUGUGGCCGUGGACUUCACGUGGGAGGAGUGGCAGCUCCUGGCGCCUGCCCAGAAGGCCCUGUACCGGGACGUGAUGCUGGAGAACUACAGCCACCUGGUGUCUGUGGGGUAUGAAGCCAGCAGGCCAGACGUACUCUCCAGGUUGGGUCAAGGAGAAGCCUGGACGAUAGAAGAUGAAGUCCCCUGUGGGACCCGUUCAGGAAUCUGGAAAGUUGACGAUCACCUGCGGGAGCACCUGCAAAAUGAGAGCACGGAGAAGAGACCAGAACGGUGGCACGAACACCGCCCACUGGAAAAUUCUGUUCUUCAGAGCAGAGCUCACUUUCUGUUCAGGAAAAAUCAUGACAUGUUUGACUUACGUGGAAAAAGCCUGAAAUCGCAUUUAACUUUUCUUCACCAGAGCAGGAGCUACGAGAUAAAGAACCCAGCUGAGGUUACUGGAGAUGGGAAAUCCUGUCUCCGUGCCAACGAUGAACCAUUUCAUACUGAAACUCAGUUCCCUGAAAGCCAGAAACUUGUCAGCACUAAGCCCCAGUGCAUCAGGCAUCAGGAAACUCAAAAAAUCAAGAAGCCUCACGUGUGCGGUGAAUGCGGGAAAGCUUUCAUCAAGAAGUCCUGGCUCACUGAUCACCAGAAUCUCCAUACGGGAGAGAAGCCCCAUCGAUGUAACCUGUGUGGGAAAGCCUUCUUCAGAAAGUUCAAGCUCACCGAACAUCAAAGAACCCACACAGGAGAAAAGCCUUACGAAUGCACGGAGUGUGGCAAAGCCUUUCUCAAGAAGUCAGGGCUCAAUGUACAUCAGAAAACCCACACGGGAGAGAAACCAUUUAUAUGCAGUGAGUGUGGAAAGGGCUUCAUCCAGAAGGGCAAUCUCAUGGUACACCUGCGGAUUCACACAGGCGAGAAACCUUACAUAUGCACUGAAUGUGGAAAAGGCUUCAGCCAGAAGACAUGCCUCACAGCCCAUCAGAGAUUUCACACGGGAACUACCCCCUUCGUGUGCGGUGAAUGCGGGAAGACGCUCUCUCAGAAGACAGGUCUCAUUAAGCACCAGCGGACUCACACAGGAGAGAAACCCUUUGAAUGCAGCGACUGCGGGAAAGCCUUUAUCGAGAAGCCCCAGCUCAUUAUACAUCAGAGAAUUCACACGGGGGAGAAACCCUAUAGCUGCAGUGAGUGUGGGAAAUCAUUCAGAGGGAAGUCAGUCCUCAACAAACAUCAGAAAACGCACGCCGUCAAGGUGGGACACCCUCCCUCGGAGAGUCACAGGUCAUCCCAGAGCAGUGUGGUGCUCCAAGAGAAAAACCUUAAUACGGUGACAGUGCAGGUGCCUUCUGUGGCCCCUCAGACACCCGUAAACCUCAGCGAGCUCCUGGCAAACAGGAACGUAGUCCUAGUGGGACAGCCUGUGGCCAGAUGUGCAACCGCAGGAGAUAACAGAGGGUUUGCCCCGGAGAGAAGCCUUAUGAAUGCAGUGAAUGUGGUGGUGCCUUCAGUUGUCAAUUAUAUUUUAUUUUAUGUCACCGAAAACCAGUAGGAAAAAAGUCAGACGGUCUAGAGGAAAGGGGUUGAGUGAAAAUUUCUAGCUCUUAUCGUGGCUGAGGAGUGUGUACUGAGAGAGGCUGUGUAAAUGCUGGGACUGGGAACGCGUGACACAUGCAUCCUGUUAAAUGUGUGCAUUGAUACAGAGGCGUAAUCUGAUGUUAACCCCAACACACACAACGUCAAUUGCUCUAUCGUGUCAAAUAAAUGAAGCCUGCGUUCAACUAAGUAGAGGAAACAAAUA